Molecule: messenger RNA, 1465 nt
Organism: Centrocercus urophasianus (Greater sage-grouse)
Lineage: Eukaryota; Metazoa; Chordata; Aves; Galliformes; Phasianidae
Gene: BTC
Product: betacellulin
Exons: 4
Coding region: 732-1319 (195 amino acids)
Biological process (GO): positive regulation of cell population proliferation; epidermal growth factor receptor signaling pathway; positive regulation of mitotic nuclear division
Source: RefSeq, a predicted model, not a curated record
GGGGGCAGCCGGGCCUCAGCUCUCAUGCUGGAGACUGCACCCAAGCUUAUUGGCGUUCAGUCACACAACGUGUGCAGUUACAGCAGCACUGCCUAUAUAUAGCCUGGAGGGACACAGAGCCAGGAAAGGCUCUGCUACUGGCUGGGGGACUCGGGAGGUUGCCCAGUUAGUCCCUCUACGACUACCACAGGGCACUGGCAGGAAGGCCAGGUGUCCAAGUGGCACAGCACACCCGCCCACCCUUCCCCACAUGAUGAGGAUGUGCCCCUCAUGACAUGCUGCCCUGGUGAGCACUGGCCCCACCAGCAGGACCUGUCCUGUGGGAAGUAGGGCUGUGCUGGGUCAUCACUGCUUACUGCACCACCUUAAACUGCCUUAAGGCUGGGGCCAGGGCGACUGCCCCUUUCCCAUCUGAGCACAUGAAGUGACACAAUUAGGGUGAGUGCCUGGGUUUGCCCCCUGAUGGACAUCCCCCUGCAGCAGCAGCAGGGAUAUCACAGCACCUGGUGCUGGUGUGGUGAUACCUGAAGCCACAAGGGCUGGUUUGCAGCUCAGCUACCUCCUCCCACCACCAGCACAGUUUUUGAACACCCAGGCUCUUCCAAAGAGGCCACCUGGCUACCUGGGGCUCUGCCAGCCUUCCUCAUGUCCCCCAAACCCUUCCUGUUGGCUCCUGUCCCUCUGGACCCCCCAGGUCGCACCACCACGGCACGGGCAGCGUGCAGGCUGCAAUGGGCCAUGGUUGGGUGCCUACAGGUGUGAAGCGGCAUCCAUCCCUCCCCGCCGGGAGAAAAGCUGAUGCUGGUGAGGCAAAAGGUCCCCUCCUCAUGGCUUUCAGCCUCCCUGUCCCUGCUCAGCCGCUCUCCUUCAUUCCAGGCCUGGCACUUUUCAGCUGCGUGGGUGCUGAUGCCAAUGUGACCGAAGGGCUGCCCUGCGAGGGCUGUGCAGGUAAUGUGACGCAGAUGCGGCGGCGGGGACACUUCUCCCGGUGUCCCGAGGAGUACCGGCACUACUGCGUCAAGGGACGCUGCCGCUUCCUCGUGGCCGAGGCAGCUCCGGCCUGCAUGUGCGAGCGAGGCUACACGGGGGCACGGUGUGAGCAGGUGGACAUCUUCUACCUGCGAGGCGACCGGGGCCAGAUUGUGGUCAUCUCCCUCAUCGCUGCCAUCGUCACCCUCAUCGUCUUUGUCGUCUGCGUCUGCCUCUGUGCUCACCACUGUCGGAAGCAGCGCAGGAAGAGGAAGGAAGAGGAGAUGGAGACGCUGAACAAGAACGUGCCCUCGAGGAGUGAAGAUGUGCUGGAGACGGACGUUGCGUGAAGGUGCGGGGGUUUGGUGGUCAGUGGUGAUCCCCUAAGCCCUGACAGCUGACAGCUGCCCGCCAGGAACCUGCGGGCAGGUCCCGGCGCCGGCCGGGUGGGCGAGGGGUCGCACUUGUCACGGUGCUAAUAAAAGGGUGACCGAAA